Messenger RNA from Tachyglossus aculeatus (Australian echidna), 3262 nucleotides. It is a transcript of the gene FCHO1, whose product is annotated as FCH and mu domain containing endocytic adaptor 1. NCBI's taxonomy places the organism in Eukaryota, Metazoa, Chordata, Mammalia, Monotremata, Tachyglossidae. Gene Ontology annotation, cellular component: clathrin-coated pit; cytoplasm; clathrin-coated vesicle. Gene Ontology annotation, biological process: clathrin-dependent endocytosis; clathrin coat assembly. The record is from RefSeq and is a predicted model, not a curated record. The coding region runs from base 294 to 3125 and encodes 943 amino acids. The transcript is spliced from 29 exons.
GAGGAGGGGCCCCUCCGGGUCCGGAGGGUGGGGGCGGCUGCCGCGCCAGGCGAGUUCGUGUGUCAGUGUCCGCGGAGUUCGUGCAGCUCGGGAGCUGCAGGUGCUUGCACCGGCGGAGGGUCGGGGCUCGGACCGCGGGAGCUUCCGUCUUGCUGCGAGCCGAGUCUCUCCUCUGGGCCUGCUUCCCCGCUGCCCCUGGAAGGCAGAGAUGUGAGAAUGACCUCAGGAGGACGCCAGGCCUGGAGCAGUGAGCAGAAACAGGUAGCUGCGUGAGGGUUCUGCCUGUCGCCUCCAUGAUGUCCUAUUUCGGAGAGCACUUUUGGGGUGAGAAGAACCUCGGCUUUGAUGUGCUCUACCACAGCAUGAAGCACGGGCAGCUGGCCACCAAGGAGCUGGCGGACUUCAUCCGAGAGAGGGCGACAAUUGAGGAGACAUAUGCCAAAUCGAUGGCGAAGCUCUCCAAGAUGGCCAGCAACGGGACCCCACUUGGGACCUUCGCCCCACUCUGGGAAGUGUUCCGGGUCUCCUCUGACAAACUGUCCCUGUGCCACAUGGAGCUGACCAAGAAGCUGUACGAUCUCAUCAAGGAGGUGUUGCGCUAUGGGGAGGAGCAGGGCAAAGCCCACAAGAAGUCCAAGGAGGAAGCUGCGGGCACUCUGGAAGCGGUGCAGAUCUUGCAUGGCGUCUCCCAGCUCCUGCCCAAGUCCCGAGAGAAUUACCACAGCAAGUGUGUGGAGUUUGAGCGGCUGAAACGGGAAGCCACCAGCCAGAAGGAGAUCGACAAGGCGGAGAUAAAGACCAAAAAGGCGGCGGAGACACUGAGACGCUCGGUGGAGAAGUUCAACGCAGCCAGGGCUGAUUUUGAGCAGAAGAUGAUGGACUCUGCCCUGCGUUUCCAGGGCAUUGAGGAGUCUCAUUUGCGGCACCUGAAGAGCCUCAUCAGCUCUUACUCGCACUCGGUGGAGGACACCCAUGUCCAGAUUGGGCAGGUCCAUGAGGAAUUCAAGCAGAACGUGGAGAACAUCAGCGUGGAGAUGCUGGUGAAGAAAUUUGCCGAGAACAAGGGCACAGGCCGGGAAAAGCCAGGUGUCUUGGACUUUGAGGAGUACAGCAGCACCAUGGCUGUGCAGGAAGGUGUGAAACGGACACGCAGCAAACCCUUCCGCAUCCCCGGGCUGAGUAGGCGGGAACGGGAGCGGAGCUCUGUGGACUCUCCGGAUGCAGAGUCAUUGACCUGCCCAGUGGUGGAUGAAGAAGGCUUCACGGUCCGGCCGGACAUCAACCAAAACAACCAAAACACCGAGCCCGAGAACCACUUCUGCUCGUCCAGUGACUCGGACUUCGACGAUGAUGAACCACGCAAGUUCUCCAUCCAGAUCAAGCCCGUGCAGCCGCGGGAUGAGAGCUGCGAUCCCGAAGCGGCUGUGGCACAGCUCAAAGCCACUGUGGGCAACCUGGUCCUGCCACCUGGCACUGGGGGCACUGUGAAGCGCCACUCCUCCCGUCACCUGUCGGCCCCAACGCCUGUGACAGGGGAGUCAGAAGUGAGCAGAGGAGACGCGUCAGGGAAGCUGCAGAGACCCCUCUCCGCCUCGAGAGCUGGCAGCUGUGCCGGGAAGUCCCGAGGAGAUGUGCAACUUGCCAAAGCAUUGUUUGGUCCACCCCUGGAGGCUGCCUUUGAGCUAGAAGAUUUUCCAGGCUCCAGCAGUUUUGGCCAGGCCUCUAGCCCGUCACCUUUCUCUUCUUCCUCCCCUGAGAACGUGGAGGACUCGGGCCUGGACUCCCCUUCCCGUCCGGCCCUUGGCCCCUCCCCAGAUUCCUGGGCCCCCCGCCCUGGCACGCCCCAGACCCCACCUGGUCUCCAGGUCCUCCCCGAGGAGGAACAGCCAGUCCAGCGGGGUGAGGAGCCGCUGGGUGGGCGGCCCAUCCAGCCCUACCAAGCUGACUCUCUUCAAGAGGACCGCUCAGCCUGGACAUCUCUGGAUGGGCCCCAGGGGGCGGAGCCUGAGGUGGGCGGCUCUUCCCUUUCAACCCCCUGGGCCGGCAGAACUUCUGUGUCCCGGAGUGGUGAAGAUUUGGUGCCCGGUCUGCUCAACCCAGCAAACAGGGAGGGGUUGGCAGCGCCACCCCGGAGAGCCCGUGCCAAGAGACCCCUGGCCAGCGCUCUCACCCGGAGCCAUGGGGACCUGUCUCGCUCCCUCAGCCCCUCCCUUCUGGGCUCCUCAGCCCCCAGUGGGCUCAGCGAUCGGAGUUUCUACAUGUCUGCACAGUCGGGACUGGGAAUCUCCCGGGGCCCCAGCCCUGUGGUCCUGGGGUCUCAGGAUGCUCUACCUGUGGCCACAGCCUUCACGGAGUAUGUUCAUGCUUACUUCCGGGGCCGGGACACCCACAGCUGCCUGGCCAAGGUGACGGGAGAGUUGACAAUGUCCUUCCCAGCGGGAAUCGUGCGGGUGUUCAGUGGGAGCCCCCCGCCCCCCGUGCUCAGCUUCCGCCUGGUCCACACGGGGCCUGUGGAACAGUUCCAGCCCGUCACCGACCUGCUCUUCAGUGACCCCUCCCAGACCGAUCCAAUGGCCAAGGACUUCUGGCUCAACAUGGCUACGCUGACGGGGCAUUUGCAGCGCCAGGCGGAGCAGAGCCCUGCGGCCUCCUACUACAAUGUGGUCUUGCUUAGGUACCAGUUCUCCCGCCCAGGGGCCGGCGCCACACCGCUGCAGCUGUCUGCCUCCUGGGAGUGCGGACCAGCCCUGACCCAGGUCUCAGUAGAGUACAGCUACUGCCCAGGCACUGCACCCCUGCCUGCUCCCCUCACCAACGUCCAGGUCCUGCUACCCGUCGAGGAGCCAGUCACCAAUGUCCGGCUGCAGCCCGCCGCCAGCUGGAACCUGGAAGAGAAGAGGCUGCUGUGGCGGCUGCCAGAUAUCUCCGAGGCUGGGGGCUCUGGCCGCCUUUCUGCCAGCUGGGAACCCCUAUAUGGGCCAAGUACUCCCAGCCCAGUGGCUGCCCAGUUUACCAGUGAGGGCAGCACACUGUCGGGGGUGGACGUGGAGCUGGUGGGCAGCGGCUACCGCAUGUCUCUGGUGAAGAAGAGGUUUGCCACAGGGAUUUACCUGGCCGGCUGCUGACCUGACCCCGGCCCCGGCCCCUCUUCUCUCUGGAUUUUUGAUUUUGCACUUUGGCUCUGGGUUUGGUUUUUUUUAAAUAAACGGGCACCGAGAAGAGACCCCUCCCCCACACUUCUUCCUUCCCCCCACCCCAUCCC